CGUGGGCGAGAGAGCUCAGAACACACGGUUGCAUGUGAACGACGUAUCAUCCGCCAAAGACACCGUUGCGCAUUUUUAGCUCUUUAUAUACGCAGUGAGUUUAUUUAUUAUUUGGCUAACCAAAUGGAUAUACCAGUCAACCGGUCCAUGACCAGUUAACCGACCCACGAAAAAAUGUGGUUGAACCGGACCCUAUACCGGAAAUUUCACUCAUCCGCGUGAACGGUGGACCGUACAUCGGCGCGUGAACUUUCACUUCUCUCUCUCUCCCACUUCGUCAUCUCUUUCCAUUAAAUCCCACGGCUUUUCCCUCACUUUCUCUCUCACUCUCUCGCCUUUUCCACAACAAUGGCGGAAUCAUCGCCAUUGAAGCUCCUCUCCCUCAUCCUCACCGUCCUCCUCAUAUCCGCCGCCGAAUCCCGCCUCACCACCGACUUCUACGCCAAAUCGUGCCCUAGAUUCCUCGACAUCGUCCGCGACACCAUCAUUAACAAGCAGAUCACGAGCCCAACCACCGCCGCUGCCGUCCUCCGCAUCUUCUUCCAUGACUGCUUCCCCAACGGCUGCGACGCCUCCGUCCUCGUCUCCUCCACCGCCUUCAACCACGCCGAGCGCGACUCUCCGAUCAACCUCUCCCUUCCCGGCGACGGCUUUGACGUCGUCGUCCGCGCCAAAACUGCCCUUGAGCUCGCUUGCCCAAACACCGUCUCCUGCUCCGACAUCCUCGCCGUCUCCGUCCGCGACCUCCUGGUCACCGUCGGUGGUCCCUACUACGACGUCUUCCUCGGCCGGAGAGAUUCACGCGUCUCGAGAUCCUCCCUCGUCGACGAUCUGCUCCCGCUUCCGUCAAUGCCGAUCUCGAAGCUCAUAGAUCUGUUUGGCUCCAAGGGCUUCACUAUCCAGGAGAUGGUUGCGCUGAGCGGGGCCCACACCAUCGGAUUCUCCCACUGCAAGGAGUUCGCGGGUCUGGUCGCCAGGAACGAUUCCGGGUACAACCCGAGAUUCGCCGACGGAUUGAGGAAGGCUUGCUCGAAUUACAGGAGGGAACCGACGGUCUCCGUCUUCAACGACAUCAUGACGCCGAACAAGUUCGACAACAUGUAUUUCCAGAACAUCCCCAGGGGUCUCGGGUUGCUCCAAUCGGAUCACGGUUUGGGAUCCGACCCGAGAACCCGACCCUUCGUGGAGCUCUACGCGAGGGACGAAGCACGGUUCUUCAAGGACUUCGCCAGAGCUAUGCAGAAGCUCAGCCUCUACGGCGUCAAGACCGGCCGGAGAGGAGAGAUCCGGCGAAGGUGCGAUGCGAUCAAUUGAGAUUCGAUCAAAGUUUCGAAAUUUGAGACGAUGGGUUUUGCUAUUCGUUGGAUUAUUAUUUCUGGGUUUAGCGGGAAAAAUCUGAGAUUUGGGCGAUUUUGGAUGUGAAAUCUUCGAGGCAUUACCCAAUAAGUUUCUGUAACAGUAUAAUGUAACGCGUAUAAUAUCUGUGGAUGAUGGUGAUAUUUAUCCAAAUGGCUUAGCUUUUAAUAUAUA
This is a messenger RNA of Tarenaya hassleriana, 1530 nucleotides long. RefSeq names its product peroxidase 63-like. NCBI's taxonomy places the organism in Eukaryota, Viridiplantae, Streptophyta, Magnoliopsida, Brassicales, Cleomaceae. Gene Ontology annotation, biological process: hydrogen peroxide catabolic process; response to oxidative stress. Gene Ontology annotation, molecular function: peroxidase activity; heme binding. Bases 349 to 1314 code for a protein of 321 amino acids. The record is from RefSeq and is a predicted model, not a curated record. The transcript has a single exon.